AUGGCUUCACGUACCAAGCGAUUGUCCGAAUGGCGUUUAAGAGCCAGCUCGUCACCUUCAUCAUACGACAAAACCUCGCCACCAUCGUCUCCGGCGUCUCUUCAAACCGCCUACGAGCCUUGUGUUCGCGGCUGGUGGCGUGACACCUUUUGUAGCGCAUCCAAAGAAUUUAACGCCAAUCUUCCAGCCUUCACAUCGCACCUUACUUCCCUUCAUUCCGGCCAGAAACACAUGCACCUUCUUGCACGCAAAUGUACGCAGGCCCGCUUGUAUCCCAACUCAGCUUCACCAAACUGCAAAUACGCACUCAAAGCUCAACUCAGCACACUCAUGGCCGAUAUGGACUUUGCCGCCAAACUACAUGACACGUACUCUGCGGUCCUCGUGAUGUACACAUUUUCCAUUCAGACCGUUAUUGACAGCUUGAAGGUGUCAGAAAAGGAGUGCCGAUGCUCAGAAUACACCGUUAAGGGACAGCAGUGGGCGGUCGAUACGCACGCCGACGUUCUGUUGGAGGCCGUGGGGCCCCUGGUAAUUAGGAAUUGGAAUGUUGAGGAAGUGAGACAAGAAAGGAAUGGAUGGCUUGCGGAAGAUGAUCGAUGCGCUGCCAGAGCAAAAGGACUGAAGGGGAUGGCUAUGGUGAAGAAAUACUUUCUUCGGCAGAUGAAGCAGGCUCAGGAGGCGGAAGAUGGCUCCAAUGUGAGCAUCCGUGGAACCGGGACUAAGGACGAGGACGGAAAGGAAGAGGAUAAACGUGAUAUCUCAUUGUCCCCAACCUUUCACGACACCGAAAACAAGCCAUCACGUACAAACCACCAAACACCAUUUCAAGCCUACGCCUUCUCCCACCUCUACUCAUCCAACGCAGCCACAUUCGCAGUUAAAUCAAACAACAACAUCGUUUCCACCACUGGCACUCGCCAAAACACUGAGCUGGAUCCCCUCCUCAUCCUCUACCUGCAUCACCUCUUCCUCAACUUCCUUGACUUCAUCGUAUGA
Macroventuria anomochaeta is the source of this 999-nucleotide messenger RNA. RefSeq lists its product as uncharacterized. The record is from RefSeq and is a predicted model, not a curated record. The transcript has 3 exons. NCBI's taxonomy places the organism in Eukaryota, Fungi, Ascomycota, Dothideomycetes, Pleosporales, Didymellaceae. Bases 1 to 999 code for a protein of 332 amino acids.